This is a messenger RNA of Peronospora matthiolae, 1740 nucleotides long. NCBI's taxonomy places the organism in Eukaryota, Oomycota, Peronosporomycetes, Peronosporales, Peronosporaceae. The record is from the annotation of a GenBank genome assembly.
AUGGAUUUUGAAGCAGCCUACAUCGUUGAUUCAGUGGGGGAAACGCCGACUACAUUCAAGUCGGCGAUGGAAUCAAGCGACUCCGGCAAGUGGAAAGAAGCGUGUGACUCGGAGUUCGACUCGCUUCAGAGAAACGACACGUGGGAAAUCGUGCCUCUUCCGAAAGGUCGCAAGGCCAUCGGGUGCCGAUGGGUUUUUCGUGUAAAGGAGAAUCAAGAUGGCGAAGUUGAACGUUUCAAGGCAAGACUUGUGGCCAAAGGAUUCUCACAGAAAUUCGGAGUUGACUAUGAAGAAACUUUCGCACCGGUGGCCAAGUUCACAUCGAUUCGUGUGGUGCCCAGUAUGGCGGUUAAGUACGGCCUAAUGCUACAUCAGAUGGACGUCAAGACAGCGUUUCUUAACGGCUCCCUCAACGAAGACAUCUACAUGGACCAGCCGGACGGAUACCUGGAUGCAACACAGCCGGACUAUGUGUGCAAGCUAAAGAGAUCACUCUACGGCUUGAAGCAAUCGCCUCGCAUGUGGAACCAAACAAUCGAUGGGUUCAUGAUCAAGAUGGGAUUCAAGAAGUGCGAAUCGGACCACUGCAUCUACAUCAAGCGAGACGACCAAGACAUGAUUCUCGUGGUGCUCUACGUCGAUGAUCUCAUCCUGGCCAGCAGCAACAACGAACUCCUCAAGUCGACCAAGAUGGCGCUGAGCAAACGCUUCGAAAUGACGGAUCUCGGUGAGCUCGAUUACUUUCUCGGCAUGGAGAUCAAGAACGACCGUAAGACGGGAAUGGUGACUGUGCAACAAACCAAGUUUCUCAAGUCCGUGUUAACCAAGUUCGGAAUGGAUAACAGCAAGCCAGUGAAGACGCCUCAAGAUCCCGGCCUGAAGCUAACCAAGAACAUGUGUGAACAAGAAUGCAAGCACGAAGACACCAUGUGCAACGUGCCAUAUCGAAGCGCUGUCGGAGGCAUCAUGUAUCUCAUGGUCGCCACACGUCCGGAUCUAGCUGCUGCAGUGGGAUCAUUAUCCCAGUUCUCGUCCGACCCAUGCCCGACUCACUGGCAAGCUUUGAAGCGUGUGCUGAGAUACCUGCAAGCAACGCCCAACCAUGGUCUUGAGUUUACACGUGAAGAAGGAAGCCGUAUCUGCGGGUACACCGACGCAGACUGGGCCGGCGACAUUGAGUCAAGACGAAGUACAAGCGGCUAUGUGUUCAUGAUGAGCGGAGGAUGCAUCAGCUGGAAAAGCCAGAAACAACGGACGGUCGCGCUAUCUUCAACAGAAGCAGAAUACAUGGCGCUUUCCGAAGCAACCAAAGAAGCAGUAUGGCUCAAGGUGCUUUUGGGGGAACUUGGUGAGAUGACAAGCGACGAAGCGAUCAAGAUGUAUGAAGACAACCAAGGAUCAAUCGCUCUCGCCAAGAACCCGGAGUUCCAUAAGAGAACAAAACACAUCGACAUACGCUACCAUUUUGUGCGUGAGAAGGUGGAAUCAGGUGAAGUCGUUUUGGAGUAUUGCCCGACUCAAGAUAUGCUGGCAGACAUGAUGACCAAGCCGAUCGCCGCUGUACAAUUUGAAAACAUUCGCGAUCGACUUGGGAUCCAAGGUGCCGCAGCUAACGAGUCGAGAGGGAGUGUUGAAAAGACAGCAGCUGUGAAGAAGACACCUCGUCAAGCUGCGUCAAGUGUUGAAGCAAGUGGAAGACCAAGCUUCGCUAUACCGGUGGGUACCGGUAUGUACCAGUAA